Messenger RNA from Centropristis striata (black sea bass), 4283 nucleotides. RefSeq names its product NACHT, LRR and PYD domains-containing protein 14-like. Gene Ontology annotation, molecular function: protein binding. The record is from RefSeq and is a predicted model, not a curated record. Lineage: Eukaryota; Metazoa; Chordata; Actinopteri; Perciformes; Serranidae. Bases 16 to 3417 code for a protein of 1133 amino acids. The transcript is spliced from 12 exons.
ACUUCAGAUCAGAAGAUGAGUGAUCGUGUGGAGGAAGAGGAGGACGGAGCAGAGUCUGUAGUGUCCGACUAUCUUUAUAUGAAGAGUGACCGGUCCAAAGAUAAACCUCCAGACUUGAGUAAUACACCUGGACACUCAGACACCAUAUUUCAGAACAGACACAGAGCAGAGUCUGUAGUGUCCGGCUGUCUCUCUAUGAAGAGUGACUGGUCCAGAAGUGAACCUCUGACCUUCAGUAAUGAACCUGGACCCUCAGACACAAAACUUCAGAACAGACACAGAGCAGAGUCUGUAGUGUCCGGCUGUCUCUCUAUGAAGAGUGACUGGUCCAGAAGUGAACCUCUGACCUUCAGUAAUGAACCUGGACCCUCAGACACAAAGAAGAGGAGUGAUGAGGAGGAGCAGCUGUCCUGCUGUGCUUUGUGUCAGGAAGUCCUGAAGGAUCCCGUCUCAACCAGCUGUGGACACUGGUUCUGCAGAUGCUGCAUCAGCUCAUACUGGGACCAGUCUGCUUCACCAGGAGACUCCUCCUGUCCCCAGUGUGGACAAAGAUCCAGAACCAUGGCUGGUGGUCUGCAGGAUGUUUUAGAUGAAUAUAAGAUCAGUCUGAGGAGGAGAUGUGAACGUGUGGCUGAAGGAAGUGAUGCAACAGGAAGUGGAACCCUCCUCAACAGGAUCUACACUGAGCUCUACAUCACAGAGGGACAGAGUGAAGAGGUUAAUACCCAACAUGAGGUGAGGCAGCUGGAGACAGCUUCCAAGAAGAAGACCGUCCACGACGCUCCAAUCAAGUGCCAGGACAUCUUUAAAGCCUUACCUGACCAACAGGGACACAUCAGAGUGGUUCUGACCAACGGCGUCGCUGGCGUUGGAAAAACCUUCUUGGUGCAGAAGUUCAGUCUGGACUGGGCAGAGGGUUUGGAGAACCAAGAUGUCAGUGUGGUGAUUCCGCUUUCCUUCAGGGAGCUGAACUUGAUCAGAGGUGAGCAGUACAGUCUUCUGGAGCUGCUCCAUGUUUUCCAUCCAACAUUACAGAAGGUCCCAGCAGAGAAGCUCGCCGUCUGUAAGCUUCUGUUCAUCUUUGACGGCCUGGAUGAAAGCAGACUUUCACUGGAUUUCAACAACAGGGAGGUUUUGUCUGAUGUCACACAGAAGUCAUCGGUCAACGUGCUGCUGACAAACCUCAUCGAGGGGAAUCUGCUUCCCUCGGCUCUCGUCUGGAUAACUUCCCGACCCGCGGCGGCCAAUCAGAUCCCUCCUAAACAUGUCGACAGGGUGACAGAAGUACGAGGCUUCACUGACGCCCAGAAGGAGGAGUACUUCAGGAGGAGGGUCAGUGAUGAAGAGCGCUCCAGCACAAUCAUCUCACACAUCCAGACAUCCAGGAGCCUCCACAUCAUGUGUCUGAUCCCAGUCUUCUGCUGGAUCACUGCUACAGUUCUGGACCACAUGUUGACUACAGAGCAGAGAGGAGAGCUGCCCAAGACCCUGACUGACCUGUACUCACACUUCCUGCUGGUUCAGACCAAGAAGAAGAAGCAGAAGUAUGAUGAGGGACAUGAGACGAGUCCACAGGAGCUGAUGGAGGCUGACAGAGAAGUUCUUCUGAAGGUGGGGAGGCUGGCGUUUGAACAGCUGCAGAAAGGAAAUAUCAUGUUCUACCAAGAAGACCUGGAGCGCUUUGGUCUGGAUGUCACAGAGGCCUUGGUGUACUCAGGAGUUUGUACAGAGAUCUUCAAAAGAGAGAGUGUGAUCUUCCAGAAAACAGUCUACUGCUUCGUUCAUCUGAGCGUUCAGGAGUUUCUGGCUGCAGUCUACAUGUUCCACUGUUACACCACCAGGAACAAAAAGGUACUGGAGGCUUUUCUGGGGAAAGACUGGGACAAUAGGGGGUCAUCUCUGGAUGUCUUCCUGAGGAGAGCCAUGAAUAAAUCCCUUUACAGUAAAAAUGGCCACCUGGACCUGUUUGUCCGCUUCCUUCAUGGCCUCUCUCUGGAGUCCAACCAGAGACUGUUAGGAGGCCUGCUGGUUCACACAGAUAACAGUCCAGAAGUCAUCAAGAGAGCCAUCAACAACCUGAAGGAGAUGAACACUGAGAAGAUCUCUCCUGACAGAAGCAUCAACAUCUUCCACUGUCUGACGGAGAUGAACGACCUCUCAGUCCAUCAGGAGAUCCAAGAGUUCCUGAAGUCAGAGAACAGAUCAGAGAAGGAACUCUCUGAGAUCCAGUGCUCAGCUCUGUCCUACAUGCUGCAGAUGUCAGAGGAGGUUCUGGAUGAGUUGGACCUGGACAAGUACACAACAUCAUACGUGGGAAAACAUAGACUGAUUCCAGCUGUGAGGAACUGCAGGAAAGCUAAACUUUCUGGCUGUCGACUCUCUGAGACUCACUGUGAAGUCGUGGCCUCAGCUCUGAAGUCCAACCCCUCCCAUCUGAGAGAGCUGGACCUGAGCUCCAACAACGACCUGAAGGAUUCAGGAGUGAAGCGUCUGUGUGCUGGACUGGAGAGUCCAAACUGCAGACUGGAGACUCUGAGAUUGGAGGGCUGCAGUUUGUCAGAGAUCAGCUGUGCUUCUCUGGCUUUAGCUCUGAAGUCCAACCCCUCCCAUCUGAGAAAGCUGGAGCUGAGUGGCAACAAGCUGCAGGAUUCAGGAGUGAAGCUGCUGUGUGAUUUUCUGCAGAGUCCAAACUGCAGACUGGAGACUCUGAGAUUGAGGAGCUGUAGUUUGUCAGAGAUCAGCUGUGCUUCUCUGGCUUUAGCUCUGAAGUCCAACCCCUCCCAUCUGAGAGAGCUGGACCUGAGCAACAACAAGCUGCAGGAUUCAGGAGUGAAGCUGCUGUGUGAUUUUCUGCAGAAUCCAAACUGCAGACUGGAGACUCUGAGAUUGAGGAGCUGCAGUUUGUCAGAGAUCAGCUGUGCUUCUCUGGCUUUAGAUCUGAAGUCCAACCCCUCCCAUCUGAGAGAGCUGGACCUGAGCAGUAACAAGCUGCAGGAUUCAGGAGUGAAGCUGCUGUGUGAUUUUCUGCAGAGUCCAAACUGCAGACUGGAGACUCUGAGAUUGGGGUACUGCAGUUUGUCAGAGAUCAGCUGUGCUUCUCUGGCUUUAGCUCUGAAGUCCAACCCCUCCCAUCUGAGAGAGCUGGAGCUGACCAACAACAAGCUGCAGGAUUCAGGAGUGAAGCUGCUGUGUGAUUUUCUGCAGAGUCCAAACUGCAGACUGGAGACUCUGGGAUUGAAGAGAUGCAGUUUGUCAGAGAUCAGCUGUGCUUCUCUGGCCUCAGCCCUGAAGUCCAACCCCUCCCAUCUGAGAGAGCUGGAGCUGUGUGGAAACAACCUGAAGGAGUCAGACGUGAAGCUGCUGUGUGAUCUGAAGGAGAGUCCACACUGCAGACUGGAGAGUCUGGGGUGGCAUUGAUCUCCAGUAAAGUCCAGUCCAGCAUGGUCCCUGUGUUCCUCUGAUGUGACAGAGUAUCAUCAGAGGAUGUGGACUGCUCUGCUGCUGCUCUGUCCUUCUCUCUGCAGACACACUGAGACUCCUCCACCUCCGUCUGUUGUUUCAUUCAUUCAUAUAAUCUGAAUUCAGAGUUCCUCUGCACAUUAGUUCUCGUCAUGACAACGUGACUCUACAUCAACACAUUUAGAUGCAUGUUUCUGCUUUGUGUUCUGUUACAGCUCCACCCUGUGGAAUAAAGGGGAAUUGUAGUUCAUUUCCUCUGAUGUGUUAAUAACCAAAGAAGUUGAUCUUACCUUAUUACUACCAAUAUCAGCCGUUUCUCAUAUUAUGACAGAUGAAUAUUUGCUUGUUGUAGAAGUUAAAACCUUUAAGGCUUCACUAAAGUUUUUCAAAUGAUAACUAACAGAUUAUGGCUAAUGCACUUGUCCUAUUACCAGACAAUAAUUCAUAACUCUCGAGUCUUGAAAGAGUUUCCAAAGUCUUCAAAAUCUAAAGUAUCUCCUGAUUACAUGUGUGUAAAUACUUAAUAAGAGAAUAUUUUUGUCUUGCUUUAAAUUGUAUUUUUUAUGAAAAUGUGGCUCAUUAAAGUUGUUAUCCAUUUUUUGUCAACUCUGUCAGAUUUCUACAAAAAAUGAUUUAAUGGGGGGAAUAAACAUAGUUAGUUCUCACUUCCUGCUCCUAAAAACACAGCUAAGCUUUAUGAUAUGUGAUAAAAAUCAUUAAUAUUGUUAUCAGGUUUGUCCCACCCUUAUAAAUCAAUACUCAGUAAGAUGCAUAGUUUAAAGUGAGUAAUGUGUUUAGCAUGAGGAGAAAAAUCCACUCACUAU